UUUUUGUGUUCGGUCACCCUGGCUUGUCUCCCGAACUUCUGGUCACACUGAUUUGAAUUUCUGUAGCACAUCAACAAAAUGGCCGACAAAGCAGUGGAGAAGCCCGCCGGACGCCCCAUGAGGUAUCCGUACACGUUCUCGGCCAAGAUUGCCCAGUUCCCCAUCAAGCACUACAUUAAGAAUCAGUGGAUCUGGCGCUACUACUUCAUUGCAGCCGUCGCCUGCAUUCCCGUGUUCUACAAGAUCAGCAAAUUGGCCAACUCUCCCGAAAACAAGAAGGCCUGGGCUGAUUCUAAGGCUAAGGAGGCUGCUGAACACCAUCAUUAAAUUUAGAAGCUUGGCGGCGCUGCCAUUAAUUUAGUUGUUAAUAUUUGCGUCAACAUUUCAAAGCCGUUCUAGCUGGCUUUUAACACGAAUAAUUGAUUGGUGAAUAAAUUAUGUGAAAACAGA
Drosophila busckii is the source of this 450-nucleotide messenger RNA. RefSeq lists its product as uncharacterized. The transcript is spliced from 3 exons. The record is from RefSeq and is a predicted model, not a curated record. Bases 79 to 327 code for a protein of 82 amino acids. NCBI's taxonomy places the organism in Eukaryota, Metazoa, Arthropoda, Insecta, Diptera, Drosophilidae.